CGAAUGCCAAGAAAACAAAACAUUUCAAUUUUCAAAAGGUUAUAGAAAACUAAAUUAACUAAUUUAUAUCAGCUUAUAUUAAAUAUAUUUAAAUACAAUGACGUGUGGAACAUGUCGGGGUCACAAGGAGAAGAGUGUGAAGUGUCUUAUAGCCGCAUUGGACACGAUCAAACAGCACGCUUUAAUGAUGCAGAGGGAUUCGGAGGAGAGUGCCAAGGCAAUAGAAAACCUGAAGGCCCAUAAUGAAAAGCUGCACAAGGCGUUGGAGUUGUUAAAAGAGCGCCAAGAAUCCAUGAUUCACGCUCAGAAGCGCAGGAAACUGUCGCCCAAGAAGAUCAAAGACGACAUAUCCCCUCAGCCCCAAAGUCAAAACUCCCUGAACAUGAACAUAGCCCUUAGCAGUAUCGAUCUCUCGGACGAGGAUCAGGAAAUGGAGGAGGAUGAGAGCAUUGCGGAAUCGGAGAUCACUGCCCAAAGCCCGCGCAAACUGAGGCUACACAGACGGAAGCUGGACAUCCAGAACCUUGAGAAUGUGCAGCCAAACAAUGUUUCUGCCACGGGCAGCAGUUGGAUCCGUAAGACACCCAAGAAUCCGGGAGUCGUCACCAAGCUGUCACUCACGCACAAAAAUGGCAACUCCCACUUCAAACAAACUCGCCUAAAAUUUGAAGCAAACAAAACUAGCACUUGUGAACAGGAUGUUAUAGAGGAAAGCCCCAAUCUAAGCGCCAGCCUGAAGAGAUCUCGGCCACCACGAUCCCUAAUGCAGAGCCAAGCUUGCAGAACAGACACCGCGACCGUUUCAAGCGCAGACGACUCGCUUACAACCAGCAGCAGUAGCAUAAUUAAGAUCAGCAAGGCCAGUUUUGAGAUGGAUAUGGAAGAAUUCAAAUUGGAUAGCUCGGAGCUUCCGACCAUGCCGCCACCAGCAACCCCUCCAGGCUUAAGGAUCAACUGCACCUCGGAUAGCGUGGUCAUUCUAACUCCUGCUACCCAGGAUAUAAUCUUCGUGAACGAUACCCCCGAAGAAGUGAUUAAAAUGGGAACGAUGGAUGUGUUGGCUGAGAUUAUGAGGGACGACGAUGACGCUUGCUCGAACGCUUUGAGACAGUUCGAAAUGAAAAUGAUUGACCAGCAGAAGAAUAUUCAACCGAAACCCCCAAAAGUGGAAACUGCUACUCCACUUACCAAAGCUGUGAAAAGUGAACCCGUAUCCCAACCAGAGGCUGAUAUGGCCAAUGAGUCAACGAAAAUGCCUCAGGAUAUUGAAAAGUACCUAGUAGACAUCAAAGAAGAGGAUAGCAAGGAUUCGGAGGAAGAGUUUCCGCGACCCCUUUUAGUGAAAAAAGAACCUGCAUUGACAGUCAAAGAACGUUUCAGCAUUGAAUGCGAGGAAUGCGAAAAGUUUAUUAAUUUUAUGGGCUCAAACCUGACAGAUGAGAAGAUUGAAGACUAUUUGGCCAACUGCAAGCACGUUGACCCAAGAAGCUCGACACCACCGGGAUUCUGGAAUCCCCACAUGGUUUCCUUUGCCGAAGACGAUCCCCGCAACGAAGUUUUGAUAGACACUCGGUUUAGAGACCAGCGUUUAAACAAAUGACAUUUAGGGAAUAUUUGUUAUUCUGUUUAACGCAUUUCAUUUAAUAUGAUUGUUUAUUAUUACAUAUUUGUUUCACAAGUUA
This is a messenger RNA of Drosophila rhopaloa, 1682 nucleotides long. RefSeq lists its product as uncharacterized. The transcript has 4 exons. NCBI's taxonomy places the organism in Eukaryota, Metazoa, Arthropoda, Insecta, Diptera, Drosophilidae. The record is from RefSeq and is a predicted model, not a curated record. Bases 98 to 1600 code for a protein of 500 amino acids.